AUGAAUCAUUCUACGGGUCGGGCAGAAAGGCCUCCCCGAUUUGGAAACCGUCUAGCUACGCCAAUAGGGGGUACAGCGCAGAAGAGUAUAUAUCUCGUCUAUUCCACUUUUUUAGUGUCAGCCAUGGCUUGGUUUAUUCGAAAUGGAGGUUCGCCAAUAAUGGCAUUCACUUCCAGCUCGGGCGACAUGGUCUGGUUCCCGAUAGUAGACAAGUGUUAA
This is a messenger RNA of Acanthoscelides obtectus, 219 nucleotides long. The record is from the annotation of a GenBank genome assembly. NCBI's taxonomy places the organism in Eukaryota, Metazoa, Arthropoda, Insecta, Coleoptera, Chrysomelidae.